This is a messenger RNA of Colletotrichum spaethianum, 1623 nucleotides long. RefSeq names its product putative quinate permease. The coding region runs from base 1 to 1623 and encodes 540 amino acids. The transcript is spliced from 5 exons. Gene Ontology annotation, cellular component: membrane. NCBI's taxonomy places the organism in Eukaryota, Fungi, Ascomycota, Sordariomycetes, Glomerellales, Glomerellaceae. The record is from RefSeq and is a predicted model, not a curated record. Gene Ontology annotation, molecular function: carbohydrate:proton symporter activity. Gene Ontology annotation, biological process: carbohydrate transport; transmembrane transport.
AUGGGCAUUUUGGCAGUCGUCGAAGAGCGGCCGACACCGCCGUCAGUCUACAACUGGCGCAUAUAUGUACUGGCGUGCAUUGCAUCUUGCGGAUCUUGCAUGAUCGGCUACACGAGUGCAUUCAUCGGAACAACCGUCGCACUCGACUCUUUCAGAAGAGAAUUCGGUAUUGACAAAUUGUCAACUUCGGAAAGAAACCUGAUUAGCGAAAACAUCGUUUCUCUUUUCGUGGCUGGCGCGUUUUUUGGCGCCCUGCUUACCUAUUGCCUCAGCUACUCCAUAGGUCGCAAAUGGUGCUUGGCGAUCGGUGCCACCACCUUCUCAUUGGGAGCGGGCCUAACAUGCGGCGCCAACGGUAGAUUGGGGCUUGGAAUUCUUUAUGCUGGACGUGUUUUUUCGGGCUUGGGAACCGGAGUUGCAUCUAACAUUAUUCCUAUCUAUAUCUCAGAACUAGCACCACCAGCUAUUCGUGGUCGUCUCGUUGGUUUAUAUGAACUCGGUUGGCAGAUAGGGGGUAUGGUCGGCUUCUGGAUCAACUAUGGAGUUGAAGCGCAUAUACCCUCAGGUCACACGCAAUGGAUCAUACCCUUUGCCGUCCAGUUGAUCCCCUCUGGCCUCCUCCUGCUAGGUUCGAUGUGGAUUCGGGAGUCACCCCGGUGGCUUUUCCUCAAGGAUUACCGCAAAGAAGCGAUGGAAAAUCUGUGCUGGAUUCGUCAAUUGGAGCCCAACGACAUCUAUAUCCAAGAAGAGAUCGCCGCCAUCGACAAGAUCUAUGAGAUGCAAAAGGCUACAGUUGGAACCGGAUUUUGGCAGCCUUUCCAAGCUCUGGCUGCUCGCCCGAAACUGCAGUGGCGGUUGUUCUUGGGCUGUAUGCUGUUCUUCUGGCAGAACGGUAGUGGCAUCAACGCUAUUAACUACUAUAGUCCAACUAUAUUCUCGAGUAUCGGCAUCGACUCCAACACAGUAAACCUGAUGACUGGAAUUUUUGGUGUCGUCAAGGCCAUCAUGACUUUUGUGUGGCUGCUCUUCCUUGUAGAUCAACUUGGAAGACGGAAGCUUUUGCUCAUCGGUGCAGUCACUGGUUCCAUCUGCAUGUGGGUUAUCGGUGCAUAUGUCUGCAUAGUAGACCCGACGAAAAAUCCCCAGGAUCACCUGACGGGUAGUGGUUACGCAGCCAUUGUCUUCUUUUAUCUUUGGACAGCAGUCUACACACCGACGUGGAACGGCACUCCUUGGGUCAUCAACUCUGAAUUCUUUGACCCAAACUUCCGCUCUCUCGCCGGUGGCGCGACAACAGCUAGCAACUGGCUGUUCAACUUUCUCGUUUCACGGUUCACGGAGCAGAUGUUCGAAGCCAUGGGAUACGGUGUCUAUUUCUUUUUUGCAUCACUUUCGUUCCUGGCUUUCUUCUUCGCUUUCUUCCUCAUCCCCGAGACCAGUGGUGUUCCACUUGAAAAGGUCGAUAGACUUUUCGAGAUCAAGCCAGUUUGGAGGGCCAAUGAAACAUUGAUGGCCCAGCUCAGAGAAGAAGAAGUGCAAUUCCGUACCGAUGCCAAAGGCGAAGCCACUCACAAAGAGUACCCUAACGGCGUCAAGCCGGAGACGGAGACGGAAUCGAGUUAA